This is a messenger RNA of Rana temporaria (common frog), 1948 nucleotides long. It is a transcript of the gene IFI35, whose product is annotated as interferon induced protein 35. Gene Ontology annotation, cellular component: nucleus. The transcript has 9 exons. Bases 131 to 1189 code for a protein of 352 amino acids. NCBI's taxonomy places the organism in Eukaryota, Metazoa, Chordata, Amphibia, Anura, Ranidae. The record is from RefSeq and is a predicted model, not a curated record.
UUUACAUUGAACAGCUGCCAUGUACUUCCUGUAUAAGAAAUGAAAGUGAAAGCAGCAAACUGCUGAAUAACAACGCGAGGCAACUGCUUGUCUAAGAAGAGAAUUUUUUAGUCAUCUUGCUGAAAAGAACAUGGACGAAAUAACCAGAGUGCAAGCUGAGAUCCAGACUUAUAAGGAAAAGCAUUCUUCACUGUUGCGUGAGAUGGAUGACCUGGAUAAAGAUAAGCUGUCUUCUGAGCAGUUGGCUGGCCAGAUUCAAGACAGCGUGAAUAAACAGAAAAAAAAGAUUAGUGAAAAUGAAGAGGAAUUGGACAGAAAAGAGCAAGAACAUAAGAAAAAUGUUAGCAGCAUGAAGGAAAAGAACCAGAAGCUGCAACAACAAAUUGAACUCAUGAAGGAAAGUAUUCUUGAUUGUGAAAGAAAAACAGAUAAUUUGAAGAAGAUUUGCUCAAGUGGAAUGGUAAAGAAAAUGGUUUUCAAGGGUAAUGUAAGCAACAACAUGAGCAGUUUGAGUGCCAAGCAUCAAAUAAAAUAUCCUGUUAAUGGAGGAUCAGCGCUGAUCACCUUUCAAAAAUCAUCUGUUGCUGCAGAUAUUAUUUACACCAAGAAUCACAAAGUAAAUGUUGAGGAAUGUUGGGUGAAUGUGAAUGCUGAAGCUGUGGAACUUUCUGUACUGGAUUUUCUUAAUAUGGAGAUGAAUUUGAGUCCAAAAAAGAUCCUUGUAUAUAAUCUGCCCACCGGACUUGAAGAAGAAGUCAUCAUGGAUAAACUAGAGUUGUUUUUUGGGAAAAGUAAGAAUGGAGGUGGGGAGGUGGACAAACGAGAGUUCUUAGAUGACUGCAAAAGUGCUAUCCUCACUUUCAUUGAUAAAGAAGUUGCUUCACAACUGGUUGAAAAAAAAUCCUUCCAUGUGCCUUUUGGAGACUCUUCUCACAAAGUAUGUGUAGCACCUUCUUUAGAAGGCAGCCUGCAGGACCACAAGAUGAGGAAGCUGAAAUGUAACCGUACAGUCCUAAUUACAGGAAUUCCAGAUAUUACAGACAAAGAUACUCUGCGGGAUCUUCUUGAGAUACACUUUCAGAAACCCAGCAAUGGUGGCGGAGAGGUACAAGAGCUGACAUAUUGUCCAGAAGGACAAUACACUGUAGCUCUUUUUGAAGAUGACGAAGAUGUGCCAAUGACAGAAUAAUUCUUGGGAAAAAUAAUGAGAAUAUAUACCUGUAAUGCUUUUUUAACAUGUAUGUCUCUUUUUUUCCCCUUUAAUUUUUAGGAAUUAAUUUUCACAGCUACAUUUAUCCCCAAGUGUUAUCCGUACCCUUUUUUUUAUUUAUUUUUAUUGUGGAUAGAGUGGGGAAAGAUUGGCACCUCUGUCAGGUUUUACUUCUAUUGGGGAAUCCAUUAGAGUAGAGAAUUAGGUUUUCCCUCACUUCCUUUCCUGGGGACAACAUUUAUCAUAGACAUUGUUUCCCCAUUUAAAUAUUUUCCCUCACUUCCUGUUGGGUAAACAGGGGUUCUAACCAUUCCUCCAUUUUAUCCAGAAUGAAUAAAAAAAAGGUUUGGCUAUAGUUGAAAUAUAAUUCUUCAUAAAAUAUGAAUCAGGUUUUGGUGAAUUCUAGGGACAGUGAAAAAAAAACAUUUUUUUUUAAAGUGCCAUAUUCUACUUCUGUCUAUCUUUGAACAUGUCUCAAUAUACAUGUUUUAUGUCUGUUUUCGUAAAAAGAAAUGAUCGUGUAGUACUGCUGUCAAAUCCUUUUUUCUUUAUCUGUAUGGGGACACUAUCAAAUGUCAGCUCGGGAAGGUAGCAUCGUAGAAGAAUUAAAGUACUACAAUGAGCUCUGUCUUCAACUGCCAUAUAGGCCAAAAUAAGUAAAUUUGUGUAUUUCAAUGCAACGUGUGUAUUUAUUGCCUAUGGGUAAUUUAUCAUAUAUACUAAAAUAUGCACCAAAGA